UAUAUGUAACAGGCUUGUUAGACACCCUGUACUAAGGUUUAGCUUACAAGUUAUUUAGUGAAUUAAGUGAGCCAUACAACUGUUCUCAACCUCACUUUAGGGUUCAAUUUUCUAUUUCAAUAGGUACUUUCUAUGUACAAGCUAUUUUUAGCCCAUUGUAUUUUUGGAUUGACUAUGUAUUUUCAAACCCUGCUGUGGCAGUGAUUUGUAGUUUUCAUCUGUAAAGCUCAGUUCACUGGCUGAGACUGUCCAAGCAGGACAACUGGGUAAAUAUUGUACUAUUUUUUACAUUUUUGUAAUGUCAUGGUCCAAAGUCUCCCACUUUGUAAUAUUUUAUAGCAUACAUUUCUUACUUAUUUCAACUAUAAUGACCAUAUUAUAAACACUAGUUGAGAAGUAAUAAUUGUUAGCUUCAUCUUCAAUGUAAACCUGUUUGUAAUAUUUAGUCCAUGUGUCACGCCCAAUUUGUGUCCAGCUUUCAUGGCUGUACAUUUUGGUUUCUAUUGAUUGUAGAGUGACACGUUAUCUACUGUACCAUGCUUAGCCAGUGGGCUCAUAACCUCAUCCCCUAGGGACCAUUAGUAAGUUUUUUAUCAUAGCCUUAUCUUACUUAGUAAACUUGUAAGUUUGUAAUAAUUGGAUGUGAUGUAAAUUCAAGAUGAAAUGUCAUAUUCGCAAGAGCUCAAAUACUUUUAGGCUUCAUGUUUACUCUAAUGGGACAUUUUGUCUAUGUGGUAUUAGUGAAUAGGAUAUCUGGUAAUUUUGUUAUUUGCUUUAGUGGCAAACAUUACAUUUUCCAAUUUUGGCAUUUGUUAUAUUUCUAGUACUGAGUGACCCACAAUAUUGUGACAACCUUCAGUCGCUGACUCGCUUAGUAUAAUAGUCCACGAGGGUAUGUUGAUGUAUUUUAUAUGCCAGUUGCAUGUAUUUUAAAUAGUGAAUAAUGUAAGGUUAUAGCUUCAAAGCAUCUGAACAAUGUUAGUUUGUAGUAUGAGUAUUAUAGUUCACACAUAUUUUGGUACCAUUGUAGCUUAUAUGUAUUGCGUGUAUUACAGUUGAUACACAUUAUGGUACCUUUUGUACUUUCAGGGAACUCCAACUCCCCGUUGUUGUGAUGUGAUUGAAAUGAAUAUACCCAUUUGACUGAUAAACAUAUAUACUGUUGCGUUUGUGCUUAUUUUGCUAAUAUAAACCCACGUCGACCUUGCCCCCGGUCACAUUUGGUGUCAGAUGUGUUUGCGGCAGCAUCAACCUACAACCUACAACCACUUGCAAGCUACAACGUACCACUAGCCAGUAUACAGGUUUAAAACCACAACAAAUGAAUGUGUAUAAUAUAAGUAGUGUUAAUAUUGAGCCAUUAAUGCUUGAUAAAGUGACAGUCAGAUAGUCACUAUAGAUUCAGAUUCAGAUAGUUUAGGCAGUUCUAUAAAUAUCAAAUAUGCUCUAAAAGCAAGCGUUUUUUCCAGUUCAUGUAUUUACAAAGGUGAACUUAUGCAAUUGAAUCUGAUGUCCAUAUGUAGUUAUAUUGUGUUGGGAGAACUCAUGCAUAUUAUGUUGAUAAUGGCUGAAGAAUAAAUGCCAUCUAUAGUGGAGUUAUUAAAUCAAUUACUGUUCAAGUGUCACAUAAAGUGACAGUCACAUAAAGUGACAAUCAAUGUACAUAUAGUAGACUAUGUCUUCAUAGAAUUAUCAGGUUUCUAAACUUAAUUAAGGUUUAGGGUUUAUUGUUGCUAUAUUGCUACUGUGUUGUCAUUAAAGAAGGUAUUAUUAUCCUAACUUACAAAAUCUGUUAGGGUACAGGUAUUAUUAUCCUAACUUACAAAAUCUGUUAGGGUACAAUCCUACACAUAACUACCUUAAUAAAUAUUAGUGUUUGUUUAUAUCUAUAAGGUAUUAUCCUAGCAAAAGCUUUUUGAUAGGGUACAUAUAUACUUAUAUAAUUACACAAUAUUGGCCGAGAAUAACAUAUACGGGUACAAAUUACCACAUGGUGUUGUGCAAAAAUGCACAUUUAAGGGUAUUCUAUAAGUGUACAUAUUACCCACAUGGUGUUGUGCAAAAACGCACAUUAUAAGGGUAUUCUAUAAGUGUACAUAUUACAACACGGUGUUGUGCAAAAACUCACGUUACUAGGGUAGUCUAUAAGUGUUUGUUAGUGUACAUAUUAUCACACGGUGUUGUGCAAAAACGCACAUCAUAAGGGUACCAUAAAGGUGUAUAUAUUACUACAUAGUGCUGUGCAACAACGCACGUUAUUAAGGUGUCACAUAUUCGUACCUAUUGCUACACGGCGUGGUGCUAUAACGCACAAUCUUAUAUCACGGUAGUGUGCUAAAACGCACAUUGUAUUAUCACAUAUUUGUUACAUGCUAGUGUUAUACUAGUAUAUAAGAUUACACGGUGGUAUACCAUAACGCACAUCUUUAUUAGAUCACAAGGGUAUUUGACAAUAAGAUUUUUUACAUAGUGUUGAGUUGGAUAUCCACUCAGUAUUAACACAAGAUGGCGCACUACAUGUCUCAUGAAGAGUUGGAACAACAGUCUAGGACAGCUGAGGAACUUAUAGAUAAAAUGUCUGAAGUACUACAUGUAAAUAACUCCUUGAGAUUUACUGAUGAGGACAUCAAUAAUGGUGUAACCAAGCGUCACUUAAAGGAAACAGAAAACAAACGUCUCAGGGAGAGUCUUGGCGAUAUCGAACGUGAAAACCAGAAGUUGUUGGCCUCCAUUGAUGACGUAUAUGCAGAAUAUGAAACCAGAAAAUCCGAGCUGGAGCGCCUUAUCAAAGAGAAAGAACAAGAACAUACACAAAGGAAACAACACUAUGCCAACUUAUUGAAUAGGGAUCGAGAUACAAUAUAUGGAAAUACAACUGAGAAACUUAAGCAACCAACAGGAAUAUCUGCAAAUGCCACCCUCUUAGACAUAUCACGAGUCAGAAAAAACAAUGAUGUCCUUCCUACAGUUGGAAAUUUCAAUACAUCCACUCCAACAACCAAACCAGUUGCACCUGUGAAACAAUACUACAAAGAGCCAAAGAUCAACAAAUUCAUUGGAAAAGAACAAAAUAUAUAUGACUGGGUAGAUGAUUGUAAACGGGCCUUGAAGAAGAUUCCUGAAGAAGACCAGUAUGAUUAUCUACUCUCACACUUAGAAGGAAUGCCUCGGAAAGAAGCUAAGCUUCUUGGUGAAAUAGCAAAGCCUGAUGAGAUAUUCACCACCCUUCAAAGAGUUUAUGGCAGUAGACAGACUAAACAUUCUGCUCUUCAACUAUUCCUCAACACAAAGCAGAACAAGGAUGAGAACAUAAAAGCCUACAGUCAAAGACUAAUGACACAGCUGGAACUGCUGCAGAACUCCCACGACGAGUUUUUGUGUAUUGACAACACAGAUAGACUUAUCAAAACUCAGUUUGCCAAUGGAGUUUCAUCAGAAGUGAUGCGUCUAAUGUUGUAUGAUAAACUUAAACAACAACCUGCUAUAUCAUUCACAACUCUACGCGAAGAGGCAUUCAUAAUGGAGGAGAAGCAUGAUAGGCAGUCCACUACUACUACAGAUACAUCAAUUAGGGAUAUUAUACAAGACCAAGUAAGGAAAACUCUACAAACUUCAAACUGUACCACUGCUGACUCAGCGCCUACUAGUAUAACAUCUGAUCGUACUUUGUUGAAAGAAUUAGUGAAGGAGGAAAUCCAAAAGGAAUUUCAGAAGGAUGUUAUGACAAAUUACAUCUCCCAGAAGCAAGGUUACAAUCAUCCAGAACAUGGACCAGGAUACUUUGAUACAGACCCCCAUGGCUACAGUAACAGAGGAGACUUCAGUAAUAGAGGAGGCUUCAGUACCAGAGGAGGCUACAAUAACAGAGGAGGCUACAGUAACAGAGGAGGCUACAGUAACAGAGGAGGCUACAGUAACAGAGGAGGCUACAGUAACAGAGGAGGCUUCAGUAACAGAGGAGGUUCCAGUAGCCAAGGAGGUUUCAAUGAUAGAGGAUACUUCAGUGAUAGUAGAGGGUUCAACAAUCAUGAUGAUACUCGCAACAACUAUGACCAGAAUAGGAUCUAUACAAAUCAGCAUUUUCCCCAUAGAGACUUUGCUCAGAGAGGCUAUGGUGACACAAGGGGUAGAGGUACAUCACAUGGAAACAGAACAUAUCCAGGUGGAAAUGUUACAACUCGUUAUCAGCAAAGAGAUCAAGGUUAUCAAGACUACCCUCAGAAUAAUGGAAAUUCUGGUAACUGGAGGAACAGCAACCAAGAAAAUACUUCCUCAAAUGUUCAAAAAAACUAG
This is a messenger RNA of Owenia fusiformis, 4293 nucleotides long. NCBI's taxonomy places the organism in Eukaryota, Metazoa, Annelida, Polychaeta, Sabellida, Oweniidae. The record is from the annotation of a GenBank genome assembly.